GUGGCAUCGUUUUUAAAUAUUGAGAAAGUUUUCUGAAGGGUUUUACAGAGACCGGAUCUCUGAAAAACUCAGUGGAAAACUUUUUCAAAACCCAACUCUCAUGGCAUUAGAAAGAGGAUCAUGAAAAACCUAUAAAAAAAUGGUUCAUGAAAUUUUAGUUCACUCAUAAAGCUAAAGUCCGCUUGCUCUAGCUAAAAAUGCCCACUGUGAUGCUCUUUGCUUCGUUAUGAUUACGCCGUAGGUAGUCAUGUAAAUCAAAGUUUGAAUUAGAGCAGCAACUUUACAUUUGUUUCGUUACAGUUCAAAGUACCCGUAGUUUCCAUUAUAUCUUAGUGAAGCCAUCAAAAAUAAGUUUAAUCAUAGACGUAGAUCAUAGUCUACGCGUAGAUAUAGAUCAAUAUCAUUCUCUUUCCUUUUUCUUUCUGUUGCUUUGCUGAAUGAAAGAAAUCGGAUACAUUUCUAUGUACAGAAUAGAACAAAUGUUCAUUUUUUAUUAUCAGUUACACAAUCUAACAGAGUUUAAAGCCGAACUGUAUUUUUUCUGUUUAUAAAUAUCAGUUACACAUAUAUACGUAUUUAUAUAUACGUUUUUAUCGCAUUAUGAAGAUUUUUUUCCUUUUCUACGAAAGCAAAAAAUACAUCAGAAAUUUUCCUGAUUUUCGCACAAGUUGGUUAGCUAAAAUAGCCUUAAUUUAACCCUCUUUCAACUUUUAACGAAUAUAAACUAGUCAACUCGGACUUUAAGACAGACUAUUUUUAUUCUACGAUAUGAUAUCACAUAUGUGGUUUCUAGCUGCAAUUGAAGCAGUCCAAAAAUCUCUAAUUUUAGCAAAAUGAUUCACAAAUUUAUCACUACGUUUUUUAUUAACAAAUUUAGUGGUAAACUGCUUUAAAAUAAAAUAUGUUAUUACGGAUUUACUUUCUACUGAUUAUUUGGACGAAAAGCAAUGGAUGAGCAAAUGAAUAUUCAUUGCGGCAACGAAUAAAUUUCCAAGCAGGACAAACAUUCAUCAGUAAGGGAUGAUCAAUAACUCUAGAUACUGAAUAACCGUGUAAUUUUGAGAAUAAUUGGUUUUAAUAAAUAAAUAAAUAAAUAAAUAGCUGUUUGCUAUUGAUGGUGUUUUUGUUUCCAAUACAAGUUUAAUCUAAUCGUACCUAGUAUGGUUGAUUUAGUAGAUACAUUUUAAUAAAAAUGUAUACUGUUUGCUACUAACGUGAUUAUGAGAAAUUAUCCAUCUGUAUUUAUAUAUAUAAUAUAUAGUCAUACUUACGUUGCAUUGCAUACACGAUUAGACAAUUAUUCUCAAAAUUACACGGUCUUUUUAUUUUAAUCAAAAACUAGAAAAAGCUUUAAUCAGUGAAAAUAUUUUGAUUUAUAAUCGUCCUACAGUCGAAAAGCAAGAAUGCAUUAUAUUUUAACGUUUUUUGUCUUGUUUCUAUCAUUAAAUACUUUAUUAGCAUCCACUUUGUAUAACAACAAACGCGACAGUAAGAUAAAAUUUAUGUUCGAAAGAAAUUUUUUACCGCUACUGUCCAUUCAAAGUUCUGAAAGGGCGUACCUGCAAAGAAUUGUUACGUAAAGGAAUAUGUGACAGCCGACUAAAUGUAGACACAACUGAUGGAGGAAAUAGGAGCGGCUGAAAGUCUGUCGGUGUCCUUGACUUCGUUUCCUUUUAAAUUUAACGGACGAUGAACGCCAUUUAUGUUGAGAACAGCAAGGCUUUUAAAUUUGAUAGAAAUGUCCGUCACAGAGGGUUUUCAGAGCAGCGAUUCGAAGGAUAUUCGGAAUCAGCAUGAUCGAUAACCCAUAACAUACUAGAUUUGGCGAAAAACGCAAUUUAUCAGUUAGAGUACUUCCCUCGUCACUUGAUCACGUAUCCUGAGUAUUUUAAAAAAUCGAUCAGGUCGAUUUUUCAUAAGCAAUAUUCUGCUUGUAGAAGUCUGAAUACAUGCAAGCCGAAAAGAGGUUUACUACUACUAUGUCCAUUUUCUUUUUCAUUUAGCUAAUAAAUGGACCACAAAUCCAAUAAAAUGUUAUUCGUGCGAGAGUACGUGGAAGGGUCCUGAUUCGAAGGACACAAAUAAUUGCGAUAGACCGUUCAAUCCCAAUGGAAUUGUUACUGUCACAACUACUAAAGGAAAGAAAAAUGCAUGUUCGAUAAUACAACGACAUGCUCAAUUUGGUGAUAUAGCUAUACCUGGUCAGCCUUUAGAUACAAGAAAUAGCAUAAUAAGAAAUGCUACAAAUAGCGGUUGUGAAAGUGGAAAUUUUCAUACAUGGGGAAUAGUUCAAGAAUCAUGGACUGUUUAUUGUUGUUUUACAGAUUAUUGUAAUGAUGAUAGUCUGUUGAAGCAGUAA
Messenger RNA from Didymodactylos carnosus, 2359 nucleotides. The record is from the annotation of a GenBank genome assembly. NCBI's taxonomy places the organism in Eukaryota, Metazoa, Rotifera, Eurotatoria, Philodinida, Philodinidae.